GAGAAGAAGAAGGAAAAAAAAAAAAAAAAAAAAAAAAAAGGUUGUUGGGCUGUCUUGAGUUCCUGUCGACGACUUUCUCUGAGUGGGAGCAGCCGCUAAAACCACAAAGAUUAAUACACACCGAGUGGAAAGCAACUGAAACAGUCUGCUAUCCACAUUUCCCACCAGCCGAGGUUAACUUUGAACAAAAACAGCAGUCCCAACUCUGUGAAAUCGACGCUGAAAUGGACCCCGCCAGUCAAGAUAUUAACCUGAACUCUCCUAACAAAGGCCUUGUGGUGGAUAAUUCAGACAGCUUGUCCGAUGUGCCGGUGGAGGGGGCGGUGGGCAAUGCAGCCAACCCUCUCCCACCGGGCCUGACUGAGGAAGAGGCUGAGGAGCUCCGCACAGAGCUCACCAAGGUGGAGGAGGAGAUCAACACCCUGCGUCAGGUUCUGUCAGCCAAAGAAAGACACGCCACAGAGCUGAAGAGGAAACUUGGCCUCAGCCCGCUCAACGAACUCAAGCAGAACCUCAGCAAGAGCUGGCAAGAUGUACAGACCUCCAACGCCUAUUUGAGAACCACUGAGAAACUGGGCGAGUGGAAUGAGAGAGUUACCAGCUCGGAUCUAUACAAGAAGACUCAGGAGACUCUUUCCCAGGCGGGACAGAAGACUAGUGCAGCUCUCACCACAGUGGGCACGGUCAUCAGCAAGAGACUGGGCGACAUGAGAGCUCUACCUUUCUCUAAUUCCUUUAGUAGCAACUAUUCCAUUCGCCACUCGAUAAGUAUGCCCGCCAUGAGGAACUCUGCAACCUUCAAGUCCUUUGAGGAUAAAGUUGGGAACCUGAAGGUAGGCCUGUAGGGCUGCUGCCGUAGGCCUUGAUGUGACACUUUCUGCCUCCAUGUCAUAUACAAGGUUGUGGGCCCCAAAGGAAAUGGAGAGGCUGUCACCUCCCCCACUGACACCACCCCCACUCAGGAGAACCCGCCUUUCUGAACGCAUCCCCCCCUCUGCCUCUUCCUCCUCCUCGCCGCCACCUUCCUCACGACCUGAGACUGUACUGUUAUUGCCUCACAUCGCAGAGUCAGCCCUCCCCCUCACCCACUCACCACCACUCCGAUGCCCCGAGGUCUGUAGACGCAGGCGGACGGGGGUGAAGGACUCAUGGGUUUGGGAUGGGAUGAGCGCUUCCAUCACUACUGGUCCCACGGCCUCCAGUCCUCUGCCUUGCUGUCCAGGAAAAAGGAAAAAUGUCUAAACCUGAGUCAUUUCCAGACCUCGUUACCUUUGUUAGCCUCUGCUUCCUUCCCAUCAGAGCUCUUUGAUAGUCCAUAUGAGUCAACUGUUGUCUCCUGCACUCUUCACAAGCCUUUUUUUAAGCAGGGAGUAACUCACCUGGCUAAAGAUAAGGCUAAAAGGCAUUAUUAAGAAGUCAGGCUCUUAAACUCAAUGAGAAGUUUCACAUUUAAUUCUGGGAUUGGGUGGUUGUUAAGAUAACGCUGCAGUUACUCUGCAGGUGCAUUUUAUGGGCCCCAACCGGAUCUCUGCAGACUGAGGGCGGGGGAACAUUUCACAGGUGGUCUAUACUACUAGUUCUGCCUUCUUGUUUUCUGACUACUGUAGUGUACUUAAAUCAUGCAUUCACACUGUGACCACAUACUAUUGUCACCACACUACCCCCAGUUUUCUCUAAAACUUGUACAGUUAUCUUCACAGCUCAGUGAAUGCCCGCCGUGUGAACGCAGGCUACACCUGCAGGUUAGUGGUUUGACUGGGGGGGGGCGUCCAGCACAUCUCACCCCUCUUAGACCUUCUACUGCUACAUGCAUGUGCAUAUUUCAUCUCAGUUGUACCAUAAUGACCAUGCAAAGAAGACCGAGGUCUCGCGUAACACACUAAAAACAGCCCCAGGAUGUAAAAAUGGAAAAAACAAUCCUCAAACCAUUUUGUAUUACAAACUAUUUUACACUGCUUUGCAUAAUGUUUUUACAUAACUUUUAUCAAUAUGUAUAAAUAUAUAUGAAAUAUAAUAAAUAUGGUUAAUUAUGCUGCCAAAUGGUAGUAAUCAGGUGUGGUGGUAAAAGGGGGGGCGAGGCUAAACAAACUUCAGUGGGUCAGUUUCACAGACAUGACUUCUUGUCAGUUUAAAGUACAUGUGUGCUCUGAAAUCUGAUAACAUGUCUGCGAAGCUGACUCGUUAAGGAGCUGCAGUCGUUUCGGACAAGAAGGGAUAUUAAUCAAACUGGUUUCUUUUGACAAACUGGACCUGGGUGUGCUGCCGCAGCAUCUUUAAUCUGCCAUUGGCAAGUCAGACUAGAAACCUGUCAAGGGUUGAAUAGAUGUUGAAACCACUUUGCCCGUUUCUUUUUUCCCCUAGUCCAACUGGUGUUCCUUCCUUCCUACACACAGAACUCAGUUGGAGACGAUGCGUUGCUUUGUGCACUACCCGGUGAAUGUGGACGCUUCUCUAUCGGCCUUAAUCUCUUCAUUACAUGGUUCACCUAUUAGAGCUGGUAGAAAAGCAACGGUUGUUGGUUUGUUUUUCCUUUUAUGUUCCAUUUCCUUUAAAGGCUCUCUAAGCGAUUUCACACAAUUUUUUAGGCUCCCUGGUAGCUAGCAGAUAGUGAGGAGAUGUUUGCUGUGACACAAAUAUUGUAGCUUAAAAAAACACGUGACAUCGCUUAGAGAACCUUUAUGUUGUAUAGACUUCAGGUUUUGUUGAAGAGGAGAUAGCAUUGAAAUAUUCAGAUUGUGAUUGUCCGACACGCCACAAAAUGUGUCAUGGAAAACUUGUUGCCAUAAAAAAAACUUUACCCACAACCCCUUACUGCACACACACACAUGCUACUAAAUGUGCUGAUAGCACACACGCGCUGCAUGAGGCCAAACUAACACUUUUUGUACCAAAUCACUGUAGCUCUUAUUGUUGUGAGCUAUAUAUAUAAUUAUAUGAAAUUGUGACCGUCACGUUUCUACUAAAAAACGAAGGUCGAAAUGUUUUUCUUUCUUCUUAUUAAAGUUGCUGAUACAAGGCUAACAUUGCUUCUGGUGGUUUGACAAAAGGUAACACUACAGUAAGCAAAUUUUCCCAGAAAAAAUACAGGGCAACUCUUUGACAAAUUGCCAAAAAGCGUUGGUCAGUCUCAAACUAUUGGUAGACUUUCUCAAGGCACUGAAGGUUUUUUUUUUUUUUACCUAUUGCAGCUACAAAAUGUUGCUCUUGUAUCCUGGCUCAGCUUCAGUGCAAUGUCUCAAAAUGUCCAAAUGUUUAUUAUAAACUGAAAAUAUGAGUUCUUAUAUACAUUAAAUGUUUUCAACAGUGUAAGCCAAAACCUCCCAACCAACAACAAAGAGCGGUCAGUGGCGGAGCUGGGCUUCAAAGAACAAACAUGAAAUGACAAUAACAGCGCUUCACAACAAACACAAAACAUCCCGGCUUCAAAACUGCACAAGUGUAUUUUUUGUUUUUCGUGUUAUUGUGUUGUACAUUUUGGUAGUUAAUAUAUUCCCGUUAGUGAACUUGUGUUUUCUUUUGGCUUUUCCUUCUGUAAGGAAAUUUGGACUUUUAGAGAGGAUUUAUUUGUACAAAUAAUUUGUCAUCAGUUUAAAAAUAAGUUGCCAAUGUUUAAAUAUCUGUUACAAAAUUCUCUCUUUCUGCCUCUGAAUUUCAAAGUCUCUGGCUUUCUGCUUCUCCAAGACGCGUACUACAAGAAAUAUUCUGAAAUCAUUUACUUAAGAAUCCUAAAAUCCUAUUUUUCUUACACAAAGUGGAUACAUUCCCUCAUACUUAAGUGCUUUUUGUAGGGCAAUUAUAUCUCACUCUGUACGAGAAAAAUACGAUUUUAAAUACUGAAUUGAAUGACUUAUUUUAAGAUGGAUUUCUUUUUUCUUUUUCUUUUUUUGCAGUGUAGCGGUCGGCUGUUUAAAGCUGCGAUCGGUUUUGGGGGACUGAUGGAUAGAUAUUGGAUAGAUGUUAUAAGGAACUUUUGUUUUGGGUGCCAGCUGCUGCACAGGAGAGUAGAGCACUUCAAGCUUUAUUUAGGCCCUGGGCCUAGCUGAUAUAGUGUAUCAAAAGGGAUCAGAUUUGGAAGACUAUGGUGAAUUAAU
This is a messenger RNA of Etheostoma spectabile (orangethroat darter), 4091 nucleotides long. It is a transcript of the gene tpd52l2b, whose product is annotated as tpd52 like 2b. The record is from RefSeq and is a predicted model, not a curated record. The transcript is spliced from 9 exons. NCBI's taxonomy places the organism in Eukaryota, Metazoa, Chordata, Actinopteri, Perciformes, Percidae. Gene Ontology annotation, cellular component: cytoplasm. The coding region runs from base 225 to 845 and encodes 206 amino acids.